Messenger RNA from Musca vetustissima, 423 nucleotides. RefSeq lists its product as uncharacterized. The coding region runs from base 1 to 423 and encodes 140 amino acids. Gene Ontology annotation, molecular function: odorant binding. The record is from RefSeq and is a predicted model, not a curated record. Lineage: Eukaryota; Metazoa; Arthropoda; Insecta; Diptera; Muscidae. The transcript has 2 exons.
AUGAAUAAAUUAAGUUUCAUAUUAUUGAUUUGCUGCUCGGCAAUGGUUUUUGCUGAUCGUCCCGAUUGGUAUCCCGAAGAUGAAGCAGCCAUUGAAGCCAAAUGUCGUGAAGACAAUUCCAUUAGCGACGAAACUGCAAAACAAAUCUGGUCGAAUAAUAUUGAAGAUAACCACGACACACGCAAUUUCUUCCUUUGCUUGGCCGAAAAGAAAAAUAUUUUCAGUACCGAAACGGGCUUUAAACCGGAUCGUCUAUUGGUUGUCUUGAAAGAAAGAGCUAAAUUGGAUUGUAAGCCAGAGUUUAUUGAAGGCUGUGCCGAGAAAGGCAAGGAUGUGACACCAGACGAUGCCAAAAUGUUCACCAUCAUGAAAUGUACUGUGGCUGGUGCUGAAGAAAAUUGUAAGAAAGUUGAAGAGAAUUAA